AUGGUCGCCGUAUCUGUUGUUUUGAUUUUCUGCGUUAUCUCAUUUGCUGAAUGUUACUGGAAACCAACUCCACUCACAAAUUGGACAUGGCAAAUAAUGGGAACGUUGGAUACAAGUAAAAAUGUGGUCAUGUAUGAUAUUGAUCUAUGGGAUACACCGAACAAUACAAUUACUGCUCUGAAAAAUGCAGGAAAAAAAGUUAUCUGCUAUUUCAGUGCUGGAAGCUACGAAGAUUGGCGUCAAGACAAAAGUCGUUUUCCUGCUUCUGUGAAAGGAGAUCCACUCGAUGGCUGGAAUGGUGAGUCAUGGUUAGAUAUUCGCCGUUUGGACAUUCUUGGGCCUAUCAUGGCUGCUCGCUUAGAUUUAGCCAAAGCAAAACGAUGCGAUGGUGUCGAACCGGAUAAUGUUGAUGUUUACACGCAAAUCAAUGGAGGAGGGUUUAGAGUCACGUAUCAAGAUCAAAUAAUUUAUAAUACUUGGCUAGCUCGAGAAGCUCAUGCUCGAGAUCUUUCAGUUGGCUUAAAAAAUGAUCUCGAUCAAGUUCCAGAUCUUGUAUCACAUUUCGAUUGGGCAAUCAAUGAGCAAUGUUUUGUUUAUAACGAAUGUGAUACACUUCAACCAUUUAUUAGAGCCAACAAAGCUGUUUUCAAUUGUGAAUAUGCUACUCAUCGAAAUUGCCUGAAAGCUGUGCAAAGCAAAAUGAGCUCAAUUCAAGCAACGCUUGCACUCGAUGGAAAGAACAUGAAAAUGUGUAAUGCUCAAGGCCAAUUGGUGCCAUUUUAA
Rotaria socialis is the source of this 783-nucleotide messenger RNA. The record is from the annotation of a GenBank genome assembly. NCBI's taxonomy places the organism in Eukaryota, Metazoa, Rotifera, Eurotatoria, Philodinida, Philodinidae.